This is a messenger RNA of Mercurialis annua (annual mercury), 2495 nucleotides long. RefSeq lists its product as uncharacterized. The coding region runs from base 314 to 2191 and encodes 625 amino acids. Gene Ontology annotation, biological process: DNA-templated transcription. The transcript has 10 exons. Gene Ontology annotation, cellular component: nucleus. The record is from RefSeq and is a predicted model, not a curated record. NCBI's taxonomy places the organism in Eukaryota, Viridiplantae, Streptophyta, Magnoliopsida, Malpighiales, Euphorbiaceae. Gene Ontology annotation, molecular function: transcription corepressor activity.
GCCUUACUAGAAGGCAGCGAGUGACAAUUUUACCAUUAACAUCCGGUUUCCCAGCCAAUCUUCUUCCGCAUAAAGUCCACCGGAAUUACCCCUUACCAGUCAUCUUCAUCUUUAAUUUUCAGCUCCACUUGUCGCCAUUAAUUAGUCAUUACCAACCAGAUCAUCGUCGAGUCGAUCAGAUCAUUGCAAAAACGACGAGAACACAAAUUGAAACCGCAAUACAGUAAAAAAAAAAGGCAAUACGAUGAUAAUUAUUACUCAAGAGACGGAAAUUUAACAAUUUGAUUCACUGUUAGGGUUUCAAAAGCGACAAAUGUCACAGCUACAGCAGCAACAGCAGCAGCAUAUUAUUAGCGACAACAACAGUAAUAGUAAGAGCAACAAUAUUCCAGUAACUGAAGUGUACUGGUCACUUGUAGAGAAAGCUGAUAAGAAAUUUUCUAAGAUCAGAGACUUGCCUUACUAUGAACGCAACAGAUAUGAUACAUACUUCUACAAGGUAUUUAAGGUGUAUACGCAAUUGUGGAAGUUUCAACAAGAGAAUCGGCAGAAGCUGGUAGAAGCCGGACUCAAAAGAUGGGAGAUUGGGGAAAUUGCUUCUCGAAUUGCCCAGCUCUAUUAUGGGCAGUAUAUGCGAACAAGUGAUGCAGGUUAUCUAUCAGAGUCAUACAUAUUUUAUGAAGCUAUUUUGAGUCGUGAGUAUUUCAAGGAGGGGUUGUUUCAAGAUCUCAGUCUAGCAAACAAACAGCUGAGGUUUUUUGCCAGGUUUUUGAUGAUAUGCCUAGUGUUGAACCGCAGAGAAAUGGUGCAUCAGUUGGUUAAUUUACUCAAACUGUUGGUUGACGAGUGCAGGAGGACAUUCCAGGAAACUGAUUUUAAAGAAUGGAAGCUGGUGGUUCAGGAAAUAAUUAGAUUUUUGAAAGCUGACACGGCUUUUAUGAAUAUCAGGCCAUUAAGAUAUAGUCUUGUACUGGACACUCAUCCAGAUUCACUUCCACGAGUUGCAACAAGGAGAAACUUAAGAUUGCGAGAUGCAAUACUGAGUAGCUACCACCAUAAUGAGAUUAAGUUUUCGGAGCUCACUCUAGACACAUUCCGGAUGCUUCAAUGCUUGGAGUGGGAACAAAGUGGUUCAUUUUAUAAAUCAAAUAGUACUAAAAUUGGUCAGAAUGGAGGUCCAGGGCCUAGUCGAAUUAACUACACCCAAGAUAUAACUGAUCCUACAUUGCCACCAAAUUCAAGGAAAGCUGUCUUGUAUCGUCCAUCCAUUACACAUUUUUUAGCAGUUCUGGGUAUGAUUUCCGAGGAGCUACCUGCUGAUGGAGUUCUCUUAAUAUAUUUGUCAGCUUCAGGUAGAGUUGGACAAUCUAUUUCAUCUCCAGGUGAUGGAACCUCUAUCAACACCACAGAGAAUGCUGUGAGAAACUUGUACUCGGAUACUGCCACCACAUCUCCAUUUAGUUCACCUAGCAAUUGUCCCAACCCUUCUCUAAGGCGAUGUAAAGGAGACUGCUUAUACUUUGGUGCUCGUGGAAAUGGAGGAUUAAACAGCCUUUACCCUGCUGAUUUAGUUCCAUUUACAAGGCGGCCACUUUUCAUAGUUAUUGACAGUGAUGUCAGUGAAGCAUUUAAGGCUAUAAGCGGAUCUGAGAAAGGAGAACCAGCUGCAAUUCUCCUAUCUCCAAGUUGUUCAAUUCCUCUUACUGCUAUUGAAUCUUCUCGUAAUCAGAGUGGUAGCCUAUUUACUCUUUUUCUGACAAAUCCGCUGCAGGCUUUUUGUUUAUUGAUCGGUUUGUCAGGCUCUGAUGUCGAAAUGGGUUCAUACAAUAAGGCUGAGAGAAUGCUUUCUUCAUCCUUGAAUGAAUGGGGAUCAGCUUUGGCAACUUCAGACUCACUGGAGCCUGUUUGGGCACAAAUUUUAGGGGAUCCAUUCCUUAGAAGACUUCUAUUAAGGUUCUUAUUCUGUCGGGCAGUGUUGUCACUGUAUGGACCGUCCUUUGGCAAGAAGGAAUACCAUCCAGAGUGUAUACCUUCUCUUCCAGCAUCCUUCCAGCCUACUUCGGCUGCAUCACAAUCUGCAAUUCUGCAAAUGGCCAACAUUUUUGGUGCGACAAAGAAAUUCUUUUUCUCUGAAGGAACAGUGCUUCCUGAAUAUAAGCACAGUGAUGUAGAAAUGACUCCAGUGUCAUGAAGUUCACAUAGUAUUGCAGAAGUGGGAUUUGAAAAUGUAAAGUUUACUACAAAUUUCCUUUUUGUUUUGAUUGGAUUGUGAUGGCCUUCAGCAUUUUUCAGUAAUGAAUCUUGCAGUUUUCUGCAAAAUGUUAAAUCAUUGUUUGAAUCUCCUGUAGCGAAAGUGAGAAGCAUUUCAUGUCGGAAUCUCUGAAUGUUUCUCCGACUUUUGUAUCCGAUCGUAAUAAUUAUUCUGACUGCCUGAUAAUAAUUAUUCAUCAGAUAAGAUUCCAGCUGAGCCUGUUUCUCCUAAGGCCACUUCUUUA